AAUAUGAUGUACCAAAAUUACUUCCCGUAUGUGAAUGAGGCAUAAGUGCAAUUCUAAGGUGAGAUUGAGAUAGCAAGUAAGACUUUCACCCAAUAAUUUCAGAAUAAAACCAGGGUUCAAAUUAUAAUGAGUUUAACUUAUUUCAAUAGAAUUUUUAUGCCCCUGCGUUUCCUCCCUAUUAAUUUGAGUUCGUACAAGAACACGAGAUACCGAGUCAAAUAAAAAAUAAAAAAAAUAAAAAGCAUAAGUAAUUGAAUUUAAUCUCAUUGAAAAAGGAAUAACGAUUCAAAGGGCCUUCUGCCAAAGACUUUAGAAUCAGACAAAUAGUUCGUUGAGGAUCAGCAAAAAAUAAUAAUCCCUUCAGAUUAGAUGUACAAUAUUCAUUCUCACUUUAGUAUUAAACAACCAUAUCCAGUGUUUCAUUACACACAAGGCAAUCCCAUGCCCAAACUUCAAUCAGACAUUGUUUCCAAUCCACAUUAAGAUGGCUAAGGUUCUCAGGAGGGUUCUCAAUAGACUCAAAAAUAGAAGGGAUAGCAUUCCCAAAUAAAAAAGCCAAAGAAAGAGAACAUGAAUACUGGUCAUUGGUCAACCGAUGAACAUUCGACCUACAUAUCCUUUUUAUAGUAAUAUGAGGAUAUCAUGACAUCCUCAAUGAUGAAGAAGACAUCGAAAAUAUUCAAAUAAAUGAGUGAGCUAAUUGGUACUAGAACACCCAGUCAAUGCCGAAGUCACCAUUAGAAAUUUAAUCCAUACGCUUUGAGAGGAGAGAACGGAAAGCGAUUGCCAAGAGCUGAGAGGAGUAGAGCUGGAAGAAAGAAGAAGAAUCCAUAAGCGGAUUUGCCAAAAGCAGGUAUUAUUCCUCACAUAUUAUUGUAAAGAAGAGGCGAACAUCAUUGCCAAUUAUGAGACACACGAUCCCUAUUACUACAUGAUGUUGGAACAACAGAAAUAUUAUUAUUCGAAUCUUUAGUAAGAAUUUUGGAAUCCUCAACACGAAAUGGAACAUCAUCCUAGUAUUAAAAAGGAAGAGGACAUUGAAUUCAUGAACAAUCCUCAUCUUCAAUAACUUCAAUAAGAAUAUGAAGAAUGUUUAAAAUAUAAUCUGCCUUUUGUCUAAAGAAAUGGGAUUCAAUCAGAUUACAAUUUCGAUGCUAGAAACCAAGUUGCCAACGAUUUAUUAAUAUGA
This is a messenger RNA of Paramecium octaurelia, 1189 nucleotides long. The record is from the annotation of a GenBank genome assembly. Lineage: Eukaryota; Ciliophora; Oligohymenophorea; Peniculida; Parameciidae.